AUGGCCCGGUCACAUUCAUCAUCAUUCCAGGCACGUGAAAUACCCGGUCCAAUCGACCGCGACCUCCUUAAUCUCGACAACGACGACGACGACGACGACGACCAACCCUCCAACUUGACUUCUAGUAAAAUGUCAGAAUCGACUAAACCCAAGCUUGAGAAGAUCGCAGACCCCGAGGACGAUCUCGACGAUCUUGAUGACGUCCUAGAUGAAUUCGCAGAGAAAGCGCCAUCUGCACCACCGCCAACCGCAGCGACGAGCGAGUUUACCGCAACGUCGGGGAGACCGCGCACGAACACCCGUGUCGAUGCCAAACCAGCUUCGAUUCCUGGGGCUGCACCGUCUCUGGACCCAACAGCAGAGGUAGAUGAGGACGAGCUUUCGUCUGCGUUUGCUCGUGAAUUGGCAAAGGGUAUGGAGGACCUCAUGCGCGAAAUCAGCGGCGGCGAGCCGUCCGCAGCAUCCUCGUCUUCUGCUGGAGCUAGUGGGAGCGGUGCGAAUCCUUUGGGGGAGGACGACGAGACAACCAAGGCUCUGAAAGCCGCCUGGGAAGCUAUGCUUGUCGAGGGCAUGAACGGCAAGGCAGGAGAGGAGCUCCUUCCGUCUCUGGGUGAGAUCCUAGGGGACAAAUCCACGUCCGGUGCUGCGGGAGGGCCGUCUGGGGAGUCGAAGGUCGUGGAGGGUUUCCAGGAGAGGAUUCGGCAGGCCAUGGACAAGCUGAAGGAGUCGGAGGACAAGGCGCGGGAAGCGAGUGGGCAGGCCCCGUCCGGGGCGGAUGGAGGUCCACAAACGAUGGAGGAUUUGCUCAAGGGCUUGAGUGACCUUGGUCUCCAGGAUGGCGAAAACGAGUCGGAACUCGCUGGGUUCCUCGAGUCGAUGAUGUCCCAGUUGAUGAGCAAGGAGAUUCUGUAUGAACCUCUGAAGGAGCUCCGGGAUAGCUUCCCUGGAUACCUUGCCAACCCUCCAAAACCACUCUCGGAUGAGGACCGGUCUCGCUACGAGAAGCAGCAUGCCAUCGUAACGCAAAUCAUCGACCUGUUCGAGAAGCCAACAUACAACGACUCAGACCCAGCCUCUAACAAAGCCGUUAUUGAUCUCAUGUCCGAGAUGCAAUCCCAUGGAUCACCACCGACCGAGUUGAUGGGCGACCUCCCUGAAGGCUUCGACGGCAACCUCCCAGGACUGGACCCAAAUAACCCUGAAUGCACCAUCGCAUAG
This is a messenger RNA of Coprinopsis cinerea okayama7#130, 1218 nucleotides long. RefSeq names its product peroxin19 Pex19p. Bases 1 to 1218 code for a protein of 405 amino acids. Lineage: Eukaryota; Fungi; Basidiomycota; Agaricomycetes; Agaricales; Psathyrellaceae. The record is from RefSeq and is a predicted model, not a curated record. Gene Ontology annotation, cellular component: peroxisome; peroxisomal membrane. The transcript is spliced from 5 exons. Gene Ontology annotation, biological process: protein import into peroxisome membrane.